Messenger RNA from Callithrix jacchus (white-tufted-ear marmoset), 2184 nucleotides. RefSeq names its product ubiquilin like (gene UBQLNL). Gene Ontology annotation, cellular component: cytosol. Gene Ontology annotation, biological process: ubiquitin-dependent protein catabolic process. Gene Ontology annotation, molecular function: polyubiquitin modification-dependent protein binding. The record is from RefSeq and is a predicted model, not a curated record. Lineage: Eukaryota; Metazoa; Chordata; Mammalia; Primates; Cebidae.
ACCUUUUUGGGCAACAAGAACACUAUCCUGUGGUCUGAGAACACUGUAUCUGAGACAAAGGCCAGCAGAAACAUUAUCCUGCCCUCACCCUUUCUGCCCCUGCUUCCGCCUGCUCCCUGUCUGUCUACCCAUGAAAGCUCAUGCAUGCCAUCUCUUGAACAUCCAGGAUGUCCCAGAGUGGACAUUCUUCAGGUCUUCCUGCAGACAAAAAUAUCUCUUCAAGUGCCACUCAAGUGAUAGUGAAAGCUGCAGGCAACCAGAAAGACUUUAUGGUUGCUGAUGACAUCUCGGUGAGGCAGUUCAAGGAGAAGCUAUUGGCUCACUUCCAAUGCCAAAUGGAUCAACUUGUGCUGGUCUUCAUGGGCCGUCUUCUCAAAGACCAUGACACGCUGAGCCAGAGGGGCAUUAGGGAUGGUCACACCAUCUACCUGGUCAUCAAGUCCAAGCACAGCUCCAGAUCUCUGGCCCGUUCCUUCCAGGACCUGCCAACGAAUGAUCUCUGCCAUUGGGACAGAAACACUGAAGGAAACAGCAGUGGGGUGCACCAACCAACAGGCACAAAUGGAGCUCCAGUGGAAUUGGCCCACUAUGUGGGAUCUGAUACACCCAAAGUGCAUACCCAGAACUUGGACGUGAGCCAUCCAGAGCACAUAGCACAGAUGCUGGAGAAUCCUAGCAUCCAGCGGCUUCUGUCCAACAUGGAGUUCAUGUGGCAGUUCAUCUUAGAACACCGAGACAUGCAACAAUUGAUGCGGCAGAGCCCAGAGGUUUCUCACCUUCUUGACAAUUCCAAGAUCUUAUGGCAGACUCUGGAGCUUGCCAGGAACCUUGCUAUAAUUCAAGAGAUAAUGCAGUUCCACCAGCCUUCGCAAAACCUUGACUAUCCACUGAACCCACAGCCGUAUCUGGGCUUAGAGACAAUGCCAGGUGGGAAUAAUACCGUGGGUCAUGAUCAAUGUGCUGAUGUCAAUGAUCAAAUGCUGAACAGCAUGCAAGAUCCUUUUGGAGGAAACCCUUUCACAGCUCUUCUGUCUGGACAAGUGCUGGAACAAGUCCAGUCUUUAUCUCCACCUCCACCUCCACCCCAGGAAUGACGAGACCAGCUCCCACACCAUCCUACAAUCCGAGUCACUUAUAAUAGCUCUCAUGAUUUAUCUUCAAACAUCUCAGCCAAUGACACCCCCAACAAGGUCAACCACGCUUCCAAGGUCAACACUGCUACAAUCUCCACCAAGGGCCAGAUCCACAUCUGUGCCACUCAGCAGCCAGCUGGGAUACUAGCCUUACCUAGCAUAUAGUUUACCCAGCAGCCUCAAGAAGAAUGCAAGCAUGCCAUUUCUCUGAGUAGCUCCAGACAGAUAUUAGAGGGUGAUCUCCAGCUGUCAGAUGAGCAGACCAGCUCCCAGGUCACAGAAGGCAUGAUGCAGUUGCUUAUGAACAACCCCUACCUGGCAGCUCAGAUUAUGUUGUUCAUGAGUAUGCCCAGGCUGUCUAAACAGUGGAGGCAGCAGUUGCCCACAUUCCUGCAGCAGACACAGAUUUCUGACCUGCUUAUUGCUUUAGCCAACCCUAAAGCAUCACAAGCAAUAUUGCAGAUUGAGCAGGGUCUCCAGCUGCUGGUCACAGAGGCUCCUGUUCCUCUGCCUUGGGUUGCACCCUACCUAUGGGGCCUGGGUUGGCUUCCUGCCCCCAGCUGCAGCUACCUUGACACAGUGCCCCAGUCCUGAAAUCUUCCAGCUAUAGCUGAGCCCAAGGGACCUGAGUGCUGCCACAAGUCUGGAACAGUCCUACAGAGGCUACAGUUCCCAGAUGGGGAUGCUUCCCACCCUCUGCAAGCUCCUGAGAUUUGUUUUAGCAAACAGAUGGAAUAUCUCCAGGUUCCCAGGGAUUUGGGAACCAUCAUGCCAAUCUACAGGCAUUUAUUUCUACUGAAGGGGAUACCAAUGCUGCUACCCACAAGCUCAAGAGAUUGCAGAUUCUAACCACCAUGCCUACUUGUUUGCUUGCUACCUGCCUGCUAACCCACCUGAACAUCUCAUUUGCUAUUUCCACCUCUCCUGAUGCUUCCAGCCAGGAGAAGUCCUGGAAUAGGAGGUAUCAACCAAUGCUUCCUGUACUGAAAAAUAGAUCAUUGGCCACAGCUGGAACAUCUGUCAAUAAAAUGGCUACACCUACUUGCACCGA